Prunus mume (Japanese apricot) is the source of this 519-nucleotide messenger RNA. The record is from RefSeq and is a predicted model, not a curated record. NCBI's taxonomy places the organism in Eukaryota, Viridiplantae, Streptophyta, Magnoliopsida, Rosales, Rosaceae.
AUGGAGAAUGUGAAACUAGUUGAGAAGGUUGUAAAUGCACCAGAAAAACUGAAACAGCCCCGGAGACUUUUCUUAUCAAACAUAGACCUGGCCCUUGUUGUGUACCAAGAGACGGUUAUCUUUUUUGAUCCUCCAAGCAAUGGGAUGAGCUUCUCCGAGGCUUAUCAUAGCUUGUUUCACACACUCGGUCCCUUGCUAGCUGAAUAUGAUUUCUUAGCCGGGCGGCGUGUGCCAAGUUUGGAAGACAGCAAUCACUUUGAAAUCGAAUGCAACGGUGCAGGUGUUGUUGUUGCUGCAGCUAGGACAGAUACCAAGCUGGAUGAAUUUGGUGAGCUUUUGGUACCCAAGAAAGAGUUCAGGCAGUUUGUUGCUUUCUUGCCACAAGAGGCUGAGGAAAUGGAUCACAAAGAUAAGCCCCUUGUGUCGUUUCAGUUCACUCAGCUUGGAUGUGGAAGCCUAGUGUUUGCCUCCAGGUUCAAUCAUUGCGCAGUCGAUGGGGUUGCAGUCCGGGAGUUUGAG